Molecule: messenger RNA, 375 nt
Organism: Acanthocheilonema viteae
Lineage: Eukaryota; Metazoa; Nematoda; Chromadorea; Rhabditida; Onchocercidae
Source: the annotation of a GenBank genome assembly
AUGGAUUUAUUGGAUUGCCGACAUUUUUCAUAUCUGGUUGUGCCAAAAUAUGCGAAUCAGAAUGGUUUUGCGUUGCCAAACUUUGGUCAGCUAGAUGUGCUUCUAAGACGUCUUGUAGAAAUGUUAGAAUCAACGAAAUGCAAGGAAGUAACAUCAUCACUAGUCGAUUUCUUUUUUGAUGCCGUAGUAAACUUUGUAAACCGACAUAGCAAUAGUCGAGAGAUGCCGAUGGCAAGAAUACUGCCUUUAAUUACGGAUAGUUUCCAUACCUUAUCUCGAGGCGAUUUCGAUUCACCAAUACAAAAUAUUCUUUGUUCCACCGAAUUACACUCACUUUCUAUGCAUGUUUUUUCACUUCCUCCUGUUAAACUGUGA